Molecule: messenger RNA, 3590 nt
Organism: Silurus meridionalis
Lineage: Eukaryota; Metazoa; Chordata; Actinopteri; Siluriformes; Siluridae
Gene: crsp7
Product: cofactor required for Sp1 transcriptional activation, subunit 7
Exons: 3
Coding region: 253-2001 (582 amino acids)
Biological process (GO): positive regulation of gene expression; regulation of transcription by RNA polymerase II
Cellular component (GO): nucleus; core mediator complex; mediator complex
Molecular function (GO): transcription coregulator activity
Source: RefSeq, a predicted model, not a curated record
GGGACGUUUUGAUCCAAUUCGCUUGAUGAAAUCGGGGAGGCUCGGAGCGCGAUGUAGCGAGCGGACACGAGCGCUGGCUAAAUCCUCCUUAUUCGGCAGACAUGAUUGAAGAGUUCUUCAACUAACAGUCAUAUAACAAACAUGCGGAUAGGAUACGCCUCGAAUCUCCACAAAGAGCUGUAGUUUGUGCAGUGUGCGCACCCUUCAACUCGGAGGAUUUUCCCCCGUCGGCCGCUUCGCACCGACCAGGCAAUGACAACGGCCUCCGCAACCCCGCAGCAGAUGAGAGAGCGGCUGCUGCAGGCCAUCGACAGCCAGAGCAAUAUAUGUAACAUGGUUGCAGUCCUUGAUGUUAUCACCAAUUUGGAGAAAUUUCCAAUCACUAAAGAAGCACUUGAGGAAACCCGCUUGGGAAAGCUUAUUAAUGAUGUCAGGAAGAAGACGAAAGAUGAAGACCUUGCUAAACGUGCCAAAAAGCUCCUUCGAAACUGGCAGAAACUGAUUGAGCCCAGCCAGAAUGAUGCUUCUUCCCGAGGAGUGCAGGGCACCCCAGGCUCAGCCAAUGGCAGUUCUCAUCCAUGCCGAACGGACACACCUCCAGCUGUUCCCCCACCCAGCAAAAAAUCUCCAGAGCUUAAAAACAGAAUUGAUAUUCACAAUACUUACUUGGCUACAGCGGAAAAGUCUAGAAACCGAAAACACAGGGGGGACCAAAGGGAUAGUCCACAUCCGCCCAGUAAAAUGCACAAAACAUUCACAUAUGGGCACACAUUUUCUUCCACCCCUCCAUCAAAUGGAUAUAGUGGCAUCUCUGAGCCUUUCCUAGAAAAACAUGAUGAUGCACCUUCUGAUAGAACCUGCCCAGAGCAUCUUGACAAUGACAAACAAAACAAAAUCCCUGUUAAUGCUGUUAAGCCUCAUCCAAGUUCUCCAGGGCUUACCAGACUCCCCAGCACUUCAUCUUUACUCAAAACUUCAGUGUUACAGCAGCAGUCAAGAACAGAAGGAGAUGGAGGUGAAAAAAAUUCAGUCAGUAGCCCUCAAUUCUCAUUAAGUCCAUGUAGUGUAGCUCGGGAGACAGUGGCUAAGAGGUCUUCAGCUUAUGCAUCAAAAGGGACUUUGUUGAGCCCAUCUCAUAAUUCUGCCCAAGUGCCCUCUCUUUUGCCUUUAACCUCUCCAAAUCAAAUGUCUCACGCUGAUGGUCGUCUAACUCUGGAUCUAGAGGACCCAGUUCCCUUCAACAGGUCUAUUGAGAGAACCUCUGAAUCACAUCUUAACAGUACAGCACAGGCGCCUUCAGAACUGUCCAGACACAAUUUCUCCCCUGAGGUUUCUAAAGCUGGUUCAGAAAGUGUGACCUUGAACAAAAAACGAAAGAAGUACAGGUCCAGGGACUACAUGGUGAAUCUUCAAGGCCAGGCCUCAGAGGACAGGACAAAGCCUGUGCGCUUAAAAGAGCGCAGAUUGACUUUUGACCCAGUGACGAGACAAAUCAAACCCCUCACUCCAAAGGAAUCCCACCAGGAGGAGGAAUGCCAGGGACCACCAAUUUUCGAACCCCCAAGGAUUGAGACCCCCCAACAGAAGCCACCCACGACUGCUCAAAAUCCUUUUCAGCAAACAAACUGGAAAGAGCUAUCUCGAAACGAGAUCAUUCAGUCAUACCUUAGUCUUCAGAGCAAUGUUCUAACUUCCUCUGGAGCUCAGACUCAUGGUGCACACUUUUUCAUGACUGAGUAUUUGAAACAAGAGGAGAACGCUGUUAGAGAAUUAAGAAAGACUCAUGUUUUAGUCCCUAGUGGCUUGACCACUGAACUACCGGGUGUGAGUCGAGAGGUAACACAUGAAGAUCUUCGCAGAAUAGACAAAGAGCAUUGGCCAGGAGUAAACGGCUGUUAUGACACCAAGGGAAGCUGGUUUGAUUGGACAGAUUGUAUAUCUUUGGAUUCUCAUGGUGAUGAGACCAAAUUGAAUAUCCUGCCGUAUGUCUGUCUAGACUGAGGAAACAGCUCUAAUGGCUUUUGGUUUUCAUUGCCCCCACUGUGAGUAAAAAAAAAUGUCAGAACAACUUUAUUUUCAGUACUGAAGUUUUCUGAUCAUUGGAGUGAAAAGGGGGCUCUUCGGUUUUCUUAAAUAAAAAAAAGAUAAUUCAAUAGAUGUCCUGUUUGUAAUGUGCUGCUACCAACAAGAAUUUGCAAACUAGAUUUGUAAAUGAUAGCUCAGAGUACCUGGGCUGGUUAUUGCACAGUGUGUAUAGGAGUCAGAGCACUAAGCAGUGCAGGUUAGAAAGCAAGUCUGAAACUUGUUUGGCAGUUACAAAAAAAAAAAAAAAAGCUUUAUGUGACUUAAAGAAUAAAUUAUACUUUUUUUUUUAUCAUGUAUGCAUCUAUUUAUUUGACUUGAUCAUUUUUUCCUACCAGAAGGUUUAUCGGCCAAGAUGUGCAAAUAUCUUUAAGGCUUUUCAUCAUCACACUUUCCUUUGUUUUUGGGGUUUUUUUUGUGAUGGACAUGCGUGUGCACAUCUCUCUUUCUCGUGCUAAACAAUGCAGCCACCAACAUUCCAUAUGUUACAUUGUUCUCAGUUUAUCCUGUGUAUGUGAUUUCCAUAAGAGAGAAGCAAAUCUAUUUUUAGACAUCUUUGAUAAGAAAGAAUAAAAGUAUAAUAAAUAUAUUUGCUUAGAUAAUUAUUCAAAUAUCAAAGAAAGAAAGAUGUUUAUUUCGCUUCAUGCCACAGUUGAAAAGUGGCAGUAGAGAGUUCGCCUCUCUUUAUUUAAAGACAAUGUUUAAAUGCUGGAAAUGUACUCCUUACCAUUCCUUUCGAUGUUGUUUGCCUUACUGGACACAGUUUCAUUUCAAGAGCCUUUGGGAAUGUAGAGUAUUUUGAUCUUUUUUUUUUUUUUUCCCCUCCUCCCGCUUGUAUGAUUGUUUCUAGCCCCAUUAUUUCUUGCGCUCACACACACACACACACACACACACACACACACACACACACACACACACACACACACACCCCCUCCCCUCUCCUAUAUGUGCAUUAUUUGCAUGUCUGUAUAUAGUUAUUUCAGUCCAUGUACAAUGUUGCUAAGUGUUUGUUUAGUGAGAUCACAUUGAAAAAUGAGUGGUGAUUCUUUGUUUUGAAGAUCAUUCACAUUCAUAAACGUGUCAGUUAAUUUAAGAUGUAGUUAUAUUGAACUCAUGGUAAUUCUUCCCUCCCUUUAAAUUAAAUCUGGUUUGUUUCAUUUUCAUAACAUUUUCUAAAGGCAGUGAAAGUCAUUUUGCUGCAGACUUGCAAACACUGUGUGCUCUGCUACUUUCAUACCAAUGUGCCUUUAAUGUCAAUAAAAGAAGAAAAAAAGAAAUUGGAAUGGCUUCAGCUAGCUUAACUUGAAAAGUACAACAUAUUUCUUAAAAUCAUGACAGAAAUUGCAGGGAUACACAUUGUUUUUGAAGCAAUGAGCUCAACCCUUGUUAAGGGUAUCAUGAAUCUGCAAUAAAACCAGAUGGCAAACUCCUCUGAUCAAUUAGUUGAUCAAUAAUUUUGUUCAGUGUUCAACAUGACUCGUUUGUUGAAAAUAAAUGAUUUGAUUGAA